Molecule: messenger RNA, 1211 nt
Organism: Polyodon spathula (Mississippi paddlefish)
Lineage: Eukaryota; Metazoa; Chordata; Actinopteri; Acipenseriformes; Polyodontidae
Product: protein lin-7 homolog A
Exons: 6
Coding region: 48-707 (219 amino acids)
Biological process (GO): maintenance of epithelial cell apical/basal polarity; neurotransmitter secretion; protein localization to basolateral plasma membrane
Cellular component (GO): synapse; MPP7-DLG1-LIN7 complex; cell-cell junction
Molecular function (GO): L27 domain binding
Source: RefSeq, a predicted model, not a curated record
CUUCAGAUGCUACAGUUCCAGUCACUUUAUUUCUGACAGCUGCAAACAUGGCAACAGUAGUCCAGCCGCUCACAUUGGAUAGAGAUGUGGCUCGAGCUAUUGAAUUGCUUGAGAAGCUGCAGGAGACUGGGGAAGUGCCAGUCCAUAAAUUACAGUCUCUAAGGAAAGUGCUACAGAGUGAGUUCUGUACUGCCAUCAGAGAGGUCUAUCAGUACAUGCAUGAAACCAUAACUGUUCAAGGCUGUCCUGAAUACCAGGCCCGCGCCACUGCAAAGGCGACAGUAGCUGCGUUUGCAGCCAGUGAAGGGCAUUCGCACCCUCGGGUGGUGGAGCUGCCCAAGACAGAGGAAGGCCUAGGCUUCAAUGUGAUGGGAGGGAAGGAGCAGAACUCUCCCAUCUACAUCUCACGCGUCAUUCCCGGGGGAGUGGCAGAGAGACACGGGGGUCUCAAGCGAGGGGAUCAGCUGCUGUCCGUGAAUGGAGUGAGUGUGGAAGGGGAGCACCAUGAAAUGGCAGUGGAGCUGCUUAAGGCUGCGAAGGAGAACGUCAAGCUGGUGGUGCGCUACACUCCCAAGGUGCUGGAGGAGAUGGAGGCCCGCUUUGAGAAGCUGAGGACGGCCCGACGCAGACAGCAGCAGCAGCUCUUAAUACAGCAGCAGCAACAGCAGCAGCAGACACAGUCUGCCCAGCAGAACCACAUGUCGUAGGUUUUUCACCCUGAAGAAAAACUUGAAGGAAUCUCCAAUCAAAUAAAUGACUGGAACGAAGUGUCACAAGAUCAGCACUGUUUGCAGAAGGCUCCCUGGGGGAAACAAAGAAACUGGAGAUAGUUGUAUCUUAUAUUAAUCUGUUUCUGCCCACCUGCUGUGUACCUCUAGUUGUUAGUGGUUGUGAAAUUACAGCUAAAUUGAGCUUAACUGAAUCAAGUACACUGGUGCUCUUUAAAUGAUGCUUUUAAAAAACAACAUCAGAAUGAAAAGAAAAAAGUUAUUUACAUUUUAAAGUAAUGUUUUUCAAUAUUAAAUGGAUUAAUUAACCUUUUCAACAAAUGAAACACCCUUUUGUAUAUGUUUGUGAUAUUACUCCACUGCCCAGGCGGUUGAUUGAUUUCACUUGGUCGAUUUUGCCGGAGUUUAUUUAUUUUUUAUUUCUUAUACUGUAGCGCUUUGGUUGAUGUAUCUCUUAAUAUAAAAGAUGUAAAUAAACAUUAA